Messenger RNA from Ceraceosorus guamensis, 2286 nucleotides. RefSeq lists its product as hypothetical. The transcript is spliced from 2 exons. The record is from RefSeq and is a predicted model, not a curated record. Lineage: Eukaryota; Fungi; Basidiomycota; Exobasidiomycetes; Ceraceosorales; Ceraceosoraceae. The annotation marks the transcript as partial. Gene Ontology annotation, biological process: transmembrane transport.
CAGUCAGAGAUUCUCACUGUGCCGAUCUUCAGCAACACGACGUUUGUCUGUGAUCGACUGUUUCCCACGCAGACAGAUAGUCAGAACCCGGGCGUUGCUGGCACAUGCCAGUACGGACCGGGACAGGUGGCUUUCGGCGUUGACAUACCUCUCAAUCAGUCUUACGAAGCUACGACGUUGUGGACUACGAUUACCCUGGUGGACCCUACUAGCCCAGCUCUGACACUCGCCUGCAUCGAAGUACCAGUGACUCCCUACAACGCGGAUCGGUGGUACUGGAGGGUGGUGCUAUGGAUCCCCAUUGCAUCAGCGAUCGCAUUCUUUGUGCUGGCCAGCAUCGCUGCACUCACUACAGCGGUCACCUCGAGGAUACGCGCAUUCAAACACCGGGCUAGGGAGGGGGGUGCGCCGACCUUUAUAAAAGAUAAGCUGUCUCCGACGCUGAUCUCUAGUCUCAGCGGCCAAGGCGCCGUGAUGAGCCCGGCACUGCUUCGAUUCGUCACACCAGGAUGCUGGGAUAUCAUCCAUCACCUUCAAUUCGUCGCGGGGGUCGCAAUGCUGGCACUCAGGUGGCCCGAUUUCGCGUACUUGUUCUUCAAACAAGCUGCUUGGUCGACCCUCGUUGGCAACGUAACACUUGUUCAGAAUUCGACCAUAGAUGCUCUGGAGACUGGUGCGCGCCUGCCAGCUGGCGAUGUCGGCACGCAGAUGGGUGUUCGAGAGUCACCACUGUAUCUCGACCCCGCAAUGCCCAAUCAGCUCCUCGACAUGGGCAAUGUGCAUACCGGGAUCGAGGCUUUCGCGCGAAUAGUCGGUCUUCGAGCGUCCGAGCUCUUUGGUACAUGCUUGGCCAUCUGGCUCAUCAUCGUGGCUGCACUCUGUGGCAUCAGCGUCGUAGCUUGGCUCACUGAUCUCAUUGGCGAGCUCUGGGCUAAGAGGCAAAACGACGACGGGCUCGUGGGCUUGCAACCUGCUUCGCGUAGGAGCAGCGAAGACGUCGGUAGGUCCGGCUCGCUGCAUGCGGAAGGCGAGCUGAAGGCAGGUCUCGUCGUUGACGAAGAUGGAAACAUGAGGGAGACUAAGCGCAGCGGCUACGCUUUCCUUGGAGUGCUUCCUGGAUUCCGGCCUGGCGGCCGCAUACACACCGGUCUCAGCUUCCAUCUCAAGGUACUCCACGGUAAUCUGGUUCGCGCCUUGGCACUCUUCCACUUUCCGAUUACCAUCUUUAGCGUGUACCAAUUCGCAAGAGCCAGCUCCCACUCGACCACGUCGGUCGCUCUAGCGGCGCUGGCUUUCGCCAUCCUAUCCAUCUUGGCGCCAAUCUACCUCAUUGUGCGCAUCGCACGGACUGAAACUUCCAAGCUCUACGAUGAUAUCGACACAUUGGUGGCUCUUGGACCUGUCUACAACACCUACUCACCUGGCUCCCAGCUCUUCUUCAUCGUCAGCUACGCGCACAGCCUCAUCUUGGGUAUAGUGAUCGGCGCGGCACAGCAGAGCGGAUCUGCGCAAGCGAUCUUGUUCGUCGUCCUAGAGCUGCUCGCUGGCCUUGCAGUUGGUCUCUGGCUCCCAUGGCCGGAAGGCGCAUGGAUGGGACCCGUAUCAUUCGCGACAAGCGUGAUUCGUAUCAUCACUGCAAUCCUCGCUGUCCUUCUGACGCCGGUGGUCAACUUUGGCCGCCAAGCGACUGGGUGGCUGACAUAUGUUGUGCUUCUGAUGCAGGGCAUCUUCUUCGCGAUGAUGCUGUUCGCGAUCGCGGCCAAGAUCCUCGAAGCCUUGAUCCGUCUCGUAUGGCGGGUGCCUUUCGACGAUCGCGUCUCACCACGAACAGCCGGCCUCGGCGGGGCCAUCAGGAGGAUACGCAGACGGAAGUACAAAACCUUGCACCCUGCCUCGGCCGGAGCCAUACCGCUCACCCAUUCUCGACAAGGCUCGUAUGCUAGCUACCUCGACAGCCGGCUGUUUGCCAAUGCAGCACAAGGUAGCCCUGCGGGUACCGCCUCGCGCCCCUCGCCGGGUGCUCGAUCUCCGGACUUGAUAGGCUCCGCGAAUCCUUACUCUGUCUACUACCGCACUGCGCCCGAUGACGACGAUCACAUUAUGGCUGCAUUGCCGCCGCAAUCGCCGGGAUGGUCUGCACCGACCAGUGCAGCGCUCACACCCAUCGGGGCCAUUGACGCGGCGAGGUCUGGUGGUACGCCGAUCAACAGUGACGCAGCAAGCUCCCCUGCACCUGCAGGCUUUGUACGUGUGGGAGGCGGGAAGGCGACCGAGGCUAAUCCUUAC